Rhododendron vialii is the source of this 3185-nucleotide messenger RNA. RefSeq lists its product as uncharacterized. The transcript is spliced from 3 exons. NCBI's taxonomy places the organism in Eukaryota, Viridiplantae, Streptophyta, Magnoliopsida, Ericales, Ericaceae. The record is from RefSeq and is a predicted model, not a curated record. The coding region runs from base 515 to 2884 and encodes 789 amino acids.
GUCGAAACCAAACCAGCGAUUCUGAACCUUUACUAUACUAGUAUAACCCAAACAGUAGUACUCCAGUACAUCCAAUAAUUGCCAACACCCACCGCACCCCCGGGAAAUUGAAAUUCCCCCAAUUUUGAUUUGGAGCCCUAACCCUAACCUCAACCUCGACACAAAUAUCAGUCCGUAUCUUCUGUUCCUUUGCCGGGAGAAUAAAUUCCUGUUCUAACUCGUAGAGCUUAUCAAUUCCAUUAUUUUUGUUUUUCUCCAAGGCCCUUAGAAAUGGAAAUUCCCUAAAUUUGAAUGGAUACCUUCUUAGCUUUACCCCCGAUUUCACCCUCCGAAUGCGGUGGUUUUCUCAUCAUCUGGACGCCUCGUCAAUUCUCUCUCUUCUUUUCUGGUGGUUGAGCCGCUGUAGGGUCUCCCAGUCUUUUCAAGGAUCGUCGUCACUUGAUUCUGUUUGGAUUCUAGGGUUUGGUUUGGAGAGAGAUUGAACAACUAGAGACAGACAGAGAGAGUGAGAGUGAUGGGGAAUUCGGACAAGGAUACAGGUACGGUGGAUUGUAGUGUUGGAGCAAUUGUUUGGGUGAGGAGGCGGAAUGGGUCGUGGUGGCCUGGGAAGAUUCUGGGUCCUGAGGAGCUUUCAGAUGCUCAUCUCAUGUCUCCGCGAUCGGGCACUCCGGUCAAGCUUCUUGGAAGAGAAGAUGCCAGUGUUGAUUGGUACAAUUUGGAGAAGUCCAAGCGUGUGAAGGCAUUCCGGUGUGGUGAAUUUGAUGACUGUAUAGAAAGGGCUGAGUCUUCCCUAGGGAUGGCUCCCAAGAAAAGAGAGAAAUAUGCACGUCGGGAAGAUGCUAUUCUUCAUGCUCUUGAACUAGAGAAGCAAACCUCGGAGAACAAAAAUGGUGAAUUAGGUUGUUCUUCUGCUGGUAGGAGCACUAAAUCUUCUGACACACUGGAAAAUGUGUUAAUAACACCGUUCAAAGGCUCGCGGUAUGGUAAUGGCAAAGACACACGCCCCAAGUCACAGUCUAAGAAAGAAGAUUCAUCCCUUGAGGAUAAAAGUGUUGAUAGCCCUCUGUAUGAGAGAAAGGCCAAAGAAGGUAAUCGACCGGCUGGGAAUGAAGGGAAUUCUGUAAUACCCCGGAUGAGAGGUUUGCAAGACUUGGGCCUCAGGAUUGCGCCUUCAAAACGGAGGCUUUCAUCUUCUGUUGCUUUGAAUGGCUCUCAUAAACCUGAAAAUGAAAAUAUGGCUCAUGCUCUUCCUACCGGUGAUUUUAGCACUGAAAACACAGUUCAUGCCGACAGCAAAAGUUCUUUAGGCAAAAGGAGAACUUCACAUGAAUUGAUGAUUAAUGAAUCCCCUUUAAGGAGACGUGAUAGACGCCGUCCUCUUGUCCAAGUAUUGCAGAGUAGUGCAGAUUCACCAGUUCAUCACUCCUUGCAGCAUGACAAUGAUACUGUUUCUAUUCCUAUGUCAGUAGAGGACCAGACAGGAUCUACACCCCGCGCAAAAAGGAGCAGAUACUUGCCAGGUGAGUCUAGUGAUUGUUUAGAUGAUAAACUAAGUUUUCCCAGUGAGAUGGAAAUGUUGCCUACCAAAUUUGGAGUGAGUUGUUGUCCUCAACCUGCUGGUUUCAAUGAAGAGAACAAUUCUGAAUCAACGGAGAAUACUGAAACUGAUUCUUCUGAGACCGAUUCCCUGCAUUCAGAUGCCGAUGAGAAGAUGGUGGAACUUUCAGAUGCUGCUAUAGUCACAGAAUUAGAGCCAAAAUUGCCAGGAAGAUCUGGAAUGCGAGUUCAACAUGGAACCAUGAUCAGUGACGAUCCCAACGACUUGGCACUUGCCAGUGUCAUGACUAGCCGUUGCCCUGGUGAUACUAUUUCAGCUAGUAUGGGAGUGUCCAAAUGGCAACUGAAAGGGAAAAGGAAUAAUCGCGGUCUUGCCAAAAGGUCCAGUGACUUAACUGAUAGAAGGGUUUUGAGAGGGUUGACAGGAGGAACAAAUCUUGAGGAGAGGGAAAUCAAUGGUUGUGAUGAGCCUGAUUUAAUCGAAAAGAAAUUCAUGACCCGAAUGCGCUCAUUUGACAACCGUGGGGUCUUGUUAACCUCAAAAUCUACAUCCAGAGGUUUAGGUGAUGCUACACACAAAAUAAUCGAUUGGGAGGACUUGGCUUGGAAUGAUCAGCCUGUUCUGAAAGGAAACUUGAACGAUUCAAGCAAUUACUUAGAUCCUGUUUUUGAAGGCCGUCAUAGUUUUGGUGGCAGAAGGAAGCCAAUUCUGGUUGAUGUGGAUCUAAAGGUCCAAUCAAGCUAUCAAAGAGAACAUGUCCCUAUGAUUUCUUUGAUGAGUAAGUUAAAUGGUAAGGCAAUAGUAGGGCACCCAAUCCAAAUUGAAGCACUGGAAAAUGGUUCCUCUGAAAUUCUUCUUUCAUUGGCCAAUGGCAUUUGCCCAGAGUCUCUGGAUAAUGAUACAGCACUUCCUUCUAUGUGGAGAACUGCCCGCAGGACAGCCAAAUUUCGGGUCCCUCGGUCACAUCCAUUAGCUGCAACAUUGGAUGGUGAAGAAACUGCAGAGCAUUUUCAAUUUCUGGAUCAAGACAAAAACAUGCUAGUAGAGAAAUCAAGCUUAGGGAGUUCUCGGUCCCGACCGAAAAUGGACCGGAAGUAUUCAAGGCGGCCACCAAAGAAGGUAAGCUUGUCUUCUGGACAAAAGAUCAAAACCCUGUCUUCAAUUGGGGCGGAACAAAAACUUGGUAGUGAUUGGCAACAUGGUAACAACAAUCAUAAUGUGGGUGGGUUAAUCAAAAGGGGGUCUGGCCCCACUGCUGUAGCUUGUAUCCCUGUUAAACUAGUAUUCAGUAGGUUAUACGAGGAGCUGGUUGGCCGACAUCAAUAAAGCUAGUCAUGGGGUGUGAUUUUGUGAUACAGAAACAUUUCCACCAUUGCUUCAUGUAUAUUUUGUGUGAGAACAAUAAUCCUAUACUGCAGCAUGUAUUUGUUACUUUUUUGUCCAACGUAAGUAGUAAUUAGGAGGAAGAAUGUAGACUUUUCCAUAACAGGCCAGAAAGGAGGGUUGGUUUAGUUCUCAAUAGCGCGAGAAGUUAAUUGUACAAGACUUUAGUAGGUGAAUGUACAUUGUAUUUUGUAAGCCUUCUUAUUUAAAUACAGAGGAACCUCGGCAGUAGAGGUCUUAUAUA